Molecule: messenger RNA, 321 nt
Organism: Staurois parvus
Lineage: Eukaryota; Metazoa; Chordata; Amphibia; Anura; Ranidae
Source: the annotation of a GenBank genome assembly
AUGUAUGUGAAAUGGCUUGAUACAGGAAUGUUAUACUAUGUGAUUUUAGUGUAUUCAGUGAGUGUCACUUUUUGUCAUUUUCAAAUUUCCCGCCGUUCCGUUCCCCGUACGUCCCGACGCUCGCAGGGGACGGAACCCAGAUGACAGAUGCCGGCAUCCGCCGGAUUACAUUGCCGGGGACACUGCAGGAGGGACAUUGCAGGAGCGCAGGACAAGGUAAGUGAUCGAGGGAUCCCGGAGCAGCGCCGCAUGGUAUUCCCAAGUGUAGCUCAGGGUUAUCGCUUGUGCUACACUCGGGAAUACCGCCAGGGAGGUUAAACU